AAACACGCACUUACAACGAAACCGCCAUUGUUGGAAGCGUGGGGAGAAGGCCGGAAGAAAUCGACACCUUGAAUCUGGCUAUCUAAAACCUUAAGUUCAAGAUUUUUUUUGGCACGUUUUGUCACCAUGAGUAAGGCACAUCCCCCAGAACUUAAAAAAUAUAUGGACAAGAGGUUAAAUUUGAAACUGAAUGGGGGUCGUCAGGUGUGUGGCGUGCUGCGAGGGUUUGACCCAUUCAUGAACCUCGUUAUGGAUGAAUGUAUGGAAGAAACCAAACAGGGAGAAAAACACAGCAUUGGCAUGGUGGUGGUUCGAGGCAACAGUAUUGUGUUGUUAGAGUCACUAGACAGAGUAUGAAACAGAAGUGACUGUGUUCUUGGGGAAAAAUCCAUUUUCAUCUCAUCUCAUUAUGUAGCAUUAUCAAAGAACAGCUGGCCCUUUUGGAUAGCGAGAGAAGCCGGGAGAUGUGUGAGGGAUCCAGUGUGUGGAUGCACCCAGUGGUGUAUCUGUGUGACAGGAGAUGGCAACAUAGACACAACUUUUUGUUUUAAUCAGUACAUCUUCAUCAUGACACGUUUUUGUGUCAUGGUUUCAUUUGUGUGUUCAUUCAGAAUCUUCUCAGUAAAGCUUUGUCUUAAAUAACUACUAUUUGUUGCUGUCAAAUUUGCUUAUAAAUAUAAUGUUGAGGGUAUGAUGACAAUUUUGAGGUUGGUUCAGUUAAGUCAACACAUGUUGAUGUAAGACACAUGGAGAAGUAUGUAGCAAACCAUGGGCAUGUACCUGUUUAACACAGGGAUUAGGAUCGCCCUUUUCCCUAAACUAAACACAACUGUCAACGACUGGCUUACUUCAUUGUCUACUUUGUGUUGUCAGAAAUAAAUUUUAAAAAAGGU
Liolophura sinensis is the source of this 893-nucleotide messenger RNA. RefSeq names its product small nuclear ribonucleoprotein G-like. Gene Ontology annotation, molecular function: RNA binding. Lineage: Eukaryota; Metazoa; Mollusca; Polyplacophora; Chitonida; Chitonidae. The record is from RefSeq and is a predicted model, not a curated record. The coding region runs from base 127 to 357 and encodes 76 amino acids. Gene Ontology annotation, biological process: spliceosomal snRNP assembly; mRNA splicing, via spliceosome. Gene Ontology annotation, cellular component: spliceosomal tri-snRNP complex; P granule; U5 snRNP. The transcript has 4 exons.